CCCUCAGAGCUUUACCGAUUAUGUGCCAUCCACUUCCAAACCUCCUAACCCCAAAAUCACCCACACCAAUCCCUUUAUUCUUUCCACAUAUUUCUUCCACAAUAUAUUGUUCCUUCACCUUUAAUCUUUCCCAUCCCUUCCUGUCAAUUAUUCACUCACCUAUUCAUAUGUUUUCCCGGAUUAUUCGCCUUUUACAUUUAUUUGUGUUUAUCAAUCCACCCACCCUUCCUAUUAACUAUUGUAACGCCUUAUUUGACUACAUAUAG
This is a messenger RNA of Meloidogyne enterolobii, 266 nucleotides long. The record is from the annotation of a GenBank genome assembly. NCBI's taxonomy places the organism in Eukaryota, Metazoa, Nematoda, Chromadorea, Rhabditida, Meloidogynidae.